GCGUGGCCGCGCGCGGGGCGGGCGGGGCGCGCGGCCCCAGCAUCCCGCGCGGCGGCGUUUGAAUGGCGCAGGCUCCGCGCUAGGGUUGUGUGGGUUCUUCUCCCCCGCGGCGCGGCCUGGCGCGGUACCAUGAGCAGCGGGGAUCUGAGAGAUUAUGGCAUCUGAAGCCAACAAUGUUAGAAAGCAGAAAUUGCAUAUCGAAGGUUGUCCCAUUGAUCCCCCCAGAAAAAGAAUCUCUUCUUCCACUAAAAAGAUCAUGAAGGAGGGUAAGAGAUCUCCAAAACAGCUGGCUUCAUACACAAACAGAAUAACAGUUGGAAAAACGGUGACCAGUACCCCCUCUCUUUUCAAAGUAGUAUAUUGUAAAAGAAAAGUUCAUUGUUACAGUCCAAAGCCUUGUUACAGAAAGAAGCAGUUUCCUAAACCUAGAGGCUGUGACAUGGCAAAUAAAGAAAAUGAACUGGCUUGUGCAGGAAAUCUGCCAGCAAAAGUGCACCAUGAGAGUCGUACACACUUGCUGAAUUCUGGGGACUCUGGCUCAUCUCAGACAGAAGGCCCCUCAUCUAAAUAUAGUGGAUUUUUUUCAGAGGUUUCUCAGGACCAUGAAACUAUGGCUCAAGUUCUUUUCAGCAGGAAUCUGAGGCUGAAUGUAGCUUUAACAUUUUGGAGGAAGAGAAGUAUAAGUGAACUGGUAGCCUACUUAGUGAGGAUACAGGAUCUUGGAGUAGUAGUAGACUGCCUUCCUGUGCUUACAAACAGUUUACAGGAAGAAAAGCCAUAUAUUUCAGUUGGCUGCUGUGUAGAUCUUUUGCCUUUAGUGAAAUCGCUGCUUAAAAGCAAAUAUGAAGAAUAUGUGAUAGUUGGUUUGAACUGGCUUCAGGCUGUCAUUAAAAGAUGGUGGUCAGAACUAUCUGCACAUACAGAAAAAGCAGAGGAUGGAAAUAUUCAUAUUUUAAAACAAGAGUUAAGUGGAUUAUGGGAACAAGAGAAUCAUCUUACUCUCGUUCCAGGAUAUACUGGUAAUAUAGCUAAGGAUGUGGAUACUUAUUUAUUACGGCUACACUGACAUGACUGGGAAAUGAGUGUUUAUGUGGUGAAAUAAUCCUUUAAAGUGUCCCUGACAUAUGUACUGUUUCUGAAAGCCUUUUGAGAAAUACUGGCAGAAGAGAGCUGAACUGUCAAGCUGUUUAAUGAAACCACUAAUGAAAUCCUAACAAUCUACUUCACAUUGAAGUGGAAAAAUGUCUAGUAGGAGCAACUUUUACUUCAGUGAGGUGAAAGUGCACUAUGAAAACUGUAUGCCUUUGCUGCAUUUGGGAUUCACUCAGUUACUAGGUAUUCAUUUAAAUGCUACUGUAUUUUACUACAACAUCGUGUAAAAGGUGACUUGUACUGUCAUGAAGACAAGACAGUGGAACCAGUUAUAAGGAACCCACAAAAGAAAUCAGCGUUAAGAGCUUUUAAAUGUUUCUUUCACAAGAGAACUCCAAAAUGCACAACUAUCUUGCAAUUACAUUAAAAAAAACUUCAAAAUACUCAAUUACUUCUACGUUUUAAUCAAAUUAUUAAAGACAAUUUUUGUUUGCACUAUUGAGAAACUAUACAGCAAAGAUGCCUUAAUUACUAGUGUUUCAAAAGCCAAUGUGUUAAGAUGCAAAUAGCUAUUAUAUUCAGAUUGUGAUGGAAAAACUACAGAAAUCAGGGUUUCACAUUGUAUAGUUAAUGAAGCAUUGCACAUAUACAAAAAUUCAUGUAUGAAAGAAUUAUAAAUACCUGAAGUUAAGCUUGGAUAAACAGUUAUUGCAAAUGUCAGCAGAAUGGUGAAUUUAUGUUUAACAAAUGUUUUUAUAUUGUAUGUGGAUUUCUAACACAGUAAUCUUGUUCUGUAUCAUUUAAACUACAUGCAAAUAAGUAAAUAUAUUAAAUGUAUCUACUGUUCUUUUCUUUUCAAGUUCAUAAAAACAAUUUCUAGAAGAAUCUCUUCCACAGUACUUUUUAUCAUAGAUAUUUUUGUCUAUUGUUUGAAAUGUUUACAGCCAGAUGAGGCCAUAUUAUUCAAAUCCAACCCUUUUUAUACUACCUCCUUUAAGAAACUGACAAACAGCUUUUGCAAAAUUAAGUUCUAGCCUGGUCAAUGAUGGCAAAUUCUUACCAACAAGAGCAUUGAAAAUACAGGUAUAAACUCUUACUGUCCUACUGCCAUCCUGUACUAUUUUAAUUUAAAAGCUAUAUAGCUUAGUAGCUCUGAGGGAUUUUUGAUUUUAGGCUUGCUAUUGUAUUAUUAUUAUUAUUAUUAUUUGGGAUUGAUUAGGAAGCAUGCUUUUCAAAUUAAAACUUAAGUGCCAGCUGUUCACUUAAAACAUAAAUAUAAGUGCACAGCAUGUAUUGCCAAAUAGUCUACUUCUUUAAAAAAGCGAAGUACUUACAAGGUUUGUUUUCAUACCUAGCGUUAAGCAUAUGCACUUUUACUGACAUGCAGGAGAAAAGUCUUUUGAUAGCCCUGAGUGUGAGUUUUUUUCUGUACAGAUGAAAUAAAUGAAUUUUAAACUCUUGUAGUGGUCAAUGGCUUUAGGCCUGCUAUUGCUUCAUUUUGUAUUUAAUUUACAUAUAAUUUAUGCUGACUUCUGAAGGCCAACUAGAAAUCUGUCAUCAGAACUUGGUGCUUUUGGUUAUUUGAAUAGUCUUUAAACCACCAAAGGUUUUUCUGCUUCCUGGGGCAGCUGGCAACAGGGAAAGGUUUUUUUGGAUAUUCCAAAACUGAGAAUUUUGUGGGACAAUCUUAAGACAUGCAUAGCCAAAUUCUUUUUGAUAGAAUUAUGUACUAUUAGAGGUAGUUCACAGUCCAAAGAGUUUGAGAUGGAGCUUCUUUCUUGCUGUCAAAAAUUUAUAGGAACUACAGUAUGAUGACACUUUUGUAUUGCUUUACUGUUCUGUUGAGCACUUAAAUGCAAUAGCAACGUAGAGACUGGCUUCAGAAUUUGUGUAGCAAUUGCUGAAACUUCCUCAAGGAGGAUAUUGUAAAGGUGAUGGAAACUCAGAUCUUGAUUUCCCCUGUUUUUUCUAAUAGACAAAAUAAAGUAACUCAUGGCCAUUUAUUUCUGGUAGUACAAGAGUAUUUCACUUUAAAUUACAAUGAUUUCUUCUAGUAUUCAAAAAUCCAACUUGACAUAUGGGCUUAUAGUGAAUUCUGUAUGUGGCCAUGGAUUUAACAAAUCUUAAUUGUGGAUGGUGCUUUUGUUCUAGUGGCAAAGUCAGGUUGACUUGAGGAUUGUUAUUGAGAAAUACCUAAUAAAAUAAUGCAUUAUUUUUAAUUGCUGGAAGUUGUAUUUUGACAGCAUCCAUAUACAGUAUUAAACAUUAAGGCAUUAGUAUCUGUGCCUUAUUUUAAAUCGUUUUUUUUUUUUUUACUGUUUUCAGGCAGCUACUAGACUGUGAGAACAGGAUUCUGUUCUCUGUCCAUUUUGAAAUUAUUUUGUUACGAUCUUUAACUCAUUUGAACCAUUCACACUGACAUUCAGGCUCAGCUUGUGUGCUCUUUAGUUCUCAAAUAGCUAGGGAUCGGUUUUGCUGUAAUAGAAUGUAUAUGUAUGAUAUCUGCUCAAAGGUGACAUUUGUAAAAUGUUUUAAUGGGCAUGUAACUCCAUGAAAUCCAUGUGGCUGUCUCAUUUAAUCUAAGAAUUAGUUCGAUGAACAAUCAUGAGCAUAAAUGCUAAUCUUCGUGAUGCUUUCUGAAAAUGCUCUUUCUAGGAUGUGUCAAAAGGUCCAGGCAGAAUUAAUCCUUUGUCCUGUAAUCUCUUGUGAUGCAGAAACUUGUAUGUACUUGAGGAUGAAGGAUGCCUCUGCAAAGCUGUUCAUGUUAUACCGCUUGAUAUGAAAUUUGUCUUUGAAAAACAAUGUCUUUUGCCUCAAUGUUCCCUGAAAUAUUUAAGGCUGUUCUGCUGGAAGAGUUUUUAUUUGAAGUGUGAACUAGGAUUUACACAUCCCCUAAAUUUAAAUUAACAAACCCCUCUGGCAAACUGCCUCUUUCUGCAAAGCUAAAAACGUGCAAGUGUUCUGUUGAUUUAAGGAUCAAAGUUUAAGUAUUGCUGAUAGCUUGCUGAAGACUGGAGAUAGAAAAAGUUACCCCAUUAAUUAGCUGGGUACAAAGAAGAGAGCAUGUCUUGAUUACAUACAGCUCUGUUUUGAAAGAAUCACACUUCUUCCUUAGUAAAGAAUACUGUGCAGAGGAACACUGUUGUAUCAAACAGGUAUUGCAGUUCUAAAUGACUUACUGGGGCUUACAAAUUGUUACUGGUAUUAAAAAGAAAAAACAAAUAGUAUCAGCCCUCUUUAAGCUUAUCUUCUGCAGUGAGAUACAAUUAAAAUUAUCUUCCCCUUUCUGUAGGCUGCCUUAUUGUUAUCAGAGGCUGCAGUUUUAACACUUGGGUGCAGGAUGGAGGAACAGAAAGGACAAAAGAAAAAGUACUUGCACUCUAUACUGCAUUAUACCGUAUAUAUCUUAAAGCAGGCUGUGUUUUCAUCUUCUCAUAUCUGAAGUGGGCAAGUGUGGAGUUACAGGUCUUUAUGCAUUUUGCAUUGAAGAGUAAUAAAAGUUUUGAAGAUGGAUACUACACUGCUGA
Messenger RNA from Cuculus canorus (common cuckoo), 4619 nucleotides. It is a transcript of the gene KATNBL1, whose product is annotated as katanin regulatory subunit B1 like 1. The coding region runs from base 155 to 1066 and encodes 303 amino acids. The record is from RefSeq and is a predicted model, not a curated record. Gene Ontology annotation, cellular component: nucleolus. NCBI's taxonomy places the organism in Eukaryota, Metazoa, Chordata, Aves, Cuculiformes, Cuculidae. The transcript is spliced from 10 exons. Gene Ontology annotation, molecular function: microtubule binding.